Messenger RNA from Cryptococcus amylolentus CBS 6039, 732 nucleotides. RefSeq lists its product as hypothetical. The transcript is spliced from 4 exons. Bases 1 to 732 code for a protein of 243 amino acids. The record is from RefSeq and is a predicted model, not a curated record. NCBI's taxonomy places the organism in Eukaryota, Fungi, Basidiomycota, Tremellomycetes, Tremellales, Cryptococcaceae.
AUGGACAAGAGUGGAUGGGAGGUGUCUAAAUCGAGAUUCAUCAGGCGACAGUGCGCAAUUUGUAACUCCAUUCUCAUCCUCCUUUAUACAAUCUAUCACCCAACCUUCACAUCCCGCAUACCUCCAUACUCUCCAUACCGCGCCCUUCACCCUCAGCCCCCCCUCCGGCUCUCCCUCGCCCCUCCCCCCGGCAUCCCCUCCCUCCUCGGCCCCUCCUUUCUCGGCCCCUCCCUCCUCGGCCCCUCCCUCCUCGGCCCCUACCUUCUCGGCCCCUGGGGUUGGUUGGGCGCUUCCUCUCUUCCCAAAGCACGAUUUAAUAAAGGCAGGGAAGUCGUUGGGGUCUUGCUGGACCUGCUGUUGCUGGGGGGUUUGAUCGCCUGGUGGGUUGGGAUGCGUGCGAGCCCGGAGAAACGGCCCGGGGGCUUGGCAGUUUUGCCGUAUGUGCUCAUGCGGUGGAGGUGGUGCACGACACCGUUCGCCGCUGCCCCCGCCGACGCUGCCCGCACCAACGCUGGCCCUCCUCCCACCGCUCUCGUCGCCGCUCUCGCCACCGCUCUCGCCUCUAGGGCCAUCGACGACGGACUCCCCGCCCCCGCCACCGCCCAACUGCCGCCUGAGGUCCAGGCCCAGCUGGACAGAAUGAAGCCAUGCUCGUGGCCGCUUCCACUGUCCCACCCUUCGUUCGCUGGUGUUGUCUUUGGUUCCGUGAUAUACUGGCACAAGUCAACCUAG